This is a messenger RNA of Esox lucius (northern pike), 1978 nucleotides long. Its product is annotated as RNA-binding protein 25. The coding region runs from base 662 to 1978 and encodes 438 amino acids. The transcript has 3 exons. Lineage: Eukaryota; Metazoa; Chordata; Actinopteri; Esociformes; Esocidae. The record is from RefSeq and is a predicted model, not a curated record.
UAUACCCCUCCCCCUUCUUCAAUAGUUUACUCUCCUUACCUGACUGUAAAGUGUGCUAUGCAGACACACCCGGCAAUCCGGCUACAACCAAUCACAGUAAAGAGAGAAACAUCCAAGAGGUGUACUUCCUGUGUUUGCUGAGAGAGGAAUGGGGCAGGAGAGAGCCGAGUGAGUUGGAAAACUUGAUUUAGGGGUCAACAACAGUUACUGAUCACGUCAGUGUGGGAGGGAAGAAAACCAAUUGAUUUGUGGGAUACAUUCGAUACCUCUGUUCAUUAUUAACAGUGUCUGUGGAGACAAGGCAGAGGGAAGCAGAGGGGGAAGAUAAGUGUCAAUCUGUUCAGACUUGUUUGGGAAUUUGUGCGGGACAGAGGGAGGAGGGGUGAAACAGAAAGAGACAGAGAAGAGGCAGGAGGGAGAGGCUGAGGCAUAAAAAUGUGCUUUCUUUUACCGAAGGGACAAACAGAAUGAGUAGAAAACAAAUACACAGAGAGACAGAUUUUCAGGAUUGAAUUGAAGUUGAAGUAGUAGUUCUGAGCUGGAGGGAGGAAUGCAUGUGUUACGCAAUACAUGUUAGUUCACAGUUCUGAAGUGAGUGAUACAGAGAGAAGGGAGACCAGAGCUCCCCAGCUUUAAAUUAGGCUCUGAAAAGCAUGUUACCAUGGGGACACGACGCCCCAGUCGGAUCCCCAUUGACAUAUUUAAUCCAUCCAAUCAAAGCACUUCUGACCGGAACCUUCAGCCAAUCAGCCGGAUCUCCCGCGAAACUAGUCCUAGACCUGGAACUAUGGACAGGCUGGAAACAGAGAGAGAGAGAAUAAGAGAGGAAGAAUGGAGGAGAGAAAGAGAAAUUAAGAGAUUGAAGGACAAAGCUAGAAAUAGAGAAAAAGAGAUGGAACCUGUACCAAGAGAGUGGAUGCGAGAGAAGGAUCGUGCACCUGUAUUCAGAGUAAGAGAGGAGGACAAGGAAUGGAGAGAAAGGAGAGAGUUAGAAAGAAGAAUUAAUGGAAGACAUACUUCUAAUCUGGAGGUCUGGAAGGACAGAGACAGAGAAAAGGAAAGUAAGAAAGGUGAUACAUUUCCUAGAAUGAACAGAAAUAUCAAAGACAAGAGAAUAAAUCCAUUUUUAGCAAAAGAUGUUGGGAAGGAAGGUGCAAAACUGUUAGUGAGACAAAAGGGAACAGAAAUGGAUGACCGAGACAGAGAACGAGAGAGAGCAGCGAAGAUACAGCGGUACAGAGAUGCAGAGAGGGACCUACUAAGGUACAGAGAGAGGGAGAGAGAGAAGGAAAGGGUAAGGGCAAAGGAGCAGGGAGAGAAAAAUGGAGGGAGGCCCAUGGAUGAUGAAACAAUGAGACGGAGGGAGAGGGAGAGGGAAGCUGUGCCAGGUUUUAGAGAGAGGAGAGAGAGGGACUCAGAGGGCAAUGACCUGUGGAGCAAAAGAGAGAGGUAUGUGGGGAGAGAGAGAGAGAGGCCAACAGUAAGGCAAGGUGAAAGGGAGGAUACAUUUACUUUAUUACCAAAAAGGAAAGAUGGGGACAAACAGAAUUCUUUGGAUAGAGAGGGCAGGGAUGGAAGGAGAGAAGGAAGUAGAGAGGGCCGGAGGGAAACUCGAAGUGAGGGAGACAGUGAUGAAGAGAAGAGGAGGAAGAGAGUGAGGGAUGACAACCGAGAAGAUAAAUAUAAAUAUAGUAAAAGUGAGGGGGACAAUGAUGGAAGUGCAGACCAGGAUAGAGUGAGGGAGAAAGAAAGGGAGAGACAGAGAUGGAGACAGGGGGAGGUGUACCAAGAGAAGGAUGGAGGGAGAGAGGCUGACAGACAAAGAGCCUGGGAUUGGGACAGAGACAUGGAGAGAAACAAUGAUAUGGAAAGGAAAAAACAGAGGGUUGUGGUGAGAGAAAGGGAUGGGGUAAGAGAGAAGGACGGGGGGAGAGAGAGGGACGGGAUGAGAGUGAGGGACGGGAGAGGGAUGGGAUGA